AUGUCGCUGUGUCUUUUAAGGCCCCCUUUCAGGGCUUCUUUCUUUCGCUGGUUGGUGUUGGGGUGUAUAUGCAGCUGGUUGGGUUGCAUAGUCAGCUCGGGAUACAGCCGCAAGGGCGCCAGCAGCAGCAGCAACAGCAGCAACAGCAGCAACAGCAGCAGCAGCAAUAUUGGGGGCCCCUUGUCUCCUUUUAAUUCUUUUUUUUCUUCUUCUACCUCUGAUUCUCCUUUUGUUUUUCUUGAAGACCGAGAAGCCGGGGAGUCAGAGAAGGAGACAGCAGGAGAGACAGCAGCAGAGACAGCUGAAUCUGCAGGAGGACCAGAAGAGGCAUCUGCUGCUGAGUCUGUUGCAGAAGCAGAGUCAGAGAGAGAAGCACCGCGGCGCAGAGGAGCAGCAGCAGCAGCAGAAGAAGAAGAAGAAGCAGAAGAAGAGGGAUUCGAAGAAGGGAGAGAGGAAGAACGCAGAAAACCACCAGCAGAAAAAGCAGCAGCGCCAGCAGAAGCAGCAGCAGCACCUGGAGCUGAAGAAGCAGCAGAAGCCGCAGCCGCAGCAGCAGCAGCAGCAGCAGCAGCAGCAGGAACAGCAGCAGCACUCGCAGCACCUCCUUUGGGUGCUGUUCCUGUUUCUGAAUUCACACCUCAACUCGGCUACAGCGAUGGAGCUGAACUCUGUAACUCCGUCUCCUGCCGCAGCGUUCUAUCAGGCGCAAGUCCCUCUCUCCCUAUCAAAGGGUGCAAGAAGGCUGUGAAGUGCGGAGGCUGUAAACCGGGCGGAACGCCUGAAGGCAAAUGCCUCCAGUGGAAACCGCCGAGACAACCGGAAGUGCUGCUAAGAAACGGAGCCUAUUACGCAACCAAGCGUUUAUCUCGGUCCGGGUCUUUGGAUUUAGCAAUAAAAUGGGACACGGAAAACGUUCCGUUGGACUUUUCUCCCUGCCUGCUAGACGUUAAACAAGCAACCCUAGCCAGUAGAGAACUGCGAGAGACAGGGGGCAGCAGUUUCAUAGAAAUACCUGGUGUUCUUAGUGUGCCGAUUACUGCAGGAAACGUCCGCGCGUUUGGUUUCCAUCGCAUGGUGCAGCUGACGUUGGCGGUGAUCCGAAUUCCAGAAGAGGGAGCAGAAAGAGCUUCGGUUCCGAAAGUAUCUUUCGGAAUUAAAUUAAAUGAAGGACUUGGAAUGGCCCGUGCUUUCUCUACUGCCGCUCGACCUGUCGUUACACCCGCGUGCUUCGUCAGCGAACAGCGCAGCAGUGUACUUACGCUUCAAUCGCAGGAAGCUUCAUUUUUCACUGGGUGGUUUUCUGUUCCGAAGCACAAGACCUUUCAGCUGUAUCCGCGGAACUUCACUGUUCGUCUCUUUUGUCAGUCGAGUUCUGAAUGCCAAUUAUCGCAGUUAUCGAUUUGUGCUCGACUUUCUUGUCCAAUUUCAUCUCCUGAAGUAGAGAAAGAAGUGAUGAUCGCAGAAGAAGCAAUGAAACACCCAGUUGGCCCAAUGCCUACUGCGCCCACUCCUGGUGCUGCUGCUGCUGCUGCUGCUAGGGGGGGGACCUUGCUGCAGCAGCAAAUGCUUAUGCAGCAGCAGCAACAGCAGCGUGUUCGGCAGCUUCAGUUAAGGGGUCGCUACGGAUUUGUGCCUUCCUGGAUGAGUGCAGCAUCUGCACCUGCGCACAAUUUGGGACUAGCGGCGCGUGCGCCUUUUUCCAUGGGAUUUAAACUGCGGAGGGAGUGA
Messenger RNA from Eimeria acervulina, 1728 nucleotides. RefSeq lists its product as hypothetical. Lineage: Eukaryota; Apicomplexa; Conoidasida; Eucoccidiorida; Eimeriidae. Bases 1 to 1728 code for a protein of 575 amino acids. The transcript has 7 exons. The record is from RefSeq and is a predicted model, not a curated record.